Messenger RNA from Peromyscus leucopus (white-footed mouse), 19856 nucleotides. It is a transcript of the gene Kmt2d, whose product is annotated as lysine methyltransferase 2D. The transcript has 55 exons. The record is from RefSeq and is a predicted model, not a curated record. The coding region runs from base 179 to 17038 and encodes 5619 amino acids. Gene Ontology annotation, biological process: positive regulation of transcription by RNA polymerase II. Gene Ontology annotation, cellular component: MLL3/4 complex; nucleus. Gene Ontology annotation, molecular function: transcription coactivator activity; histone H3K4 methyltransferase activity; histone binding. NCBI's taxonomy places the organism in Eukaryota, Metazoa, Chordata, Mammalia, Rodentia, Cricetidae.
ACCUGGAUUUACCGUUCUUGGCCCCCCUAAGCCCCCCCGAGUGGGGGGCGGCUGUGAUCGCUCUGGCGGUUGGAGGUCGGGGAGCGGCCCGGGCUCUGGCCAUGUUCUCGGAUGAAGAUUUCUGGAUCGCCCUGUGAAGAGGUCUCCCCGAGAGGGCCCUGCCCAGUCGGAGAGAGGGAUGGACAGCCAGAAGCCGCCUGGUGAAGAUAAAGAUUCAGAACCGGCAGCUGAUGGACCUGCAGCCUCUGAGGAGCCAGGUGCCACUGAGCCAGACCUUCCUAACCUGUGUGUUGGGGAGGUCUCUGUCCCCAGUUCUGGAAGUCCCAGGCUUCAGAAGCCUCCUCAUGACUGCAGUGGGGGUCCAGCACGGCGUUGUGCUCUCUGUAACUGCGGAGAGCCCAGCCUGCACGGGCAGAGGGAGCUACAACGCUUUGAAUUGCCAUUUGACUGGCCCCGGUCCCCAGUGGUACCCUCUGGGGGGAACCCGGGGCCCUGUGAAGCAGUGCCGCCCAGUGAGGACCUAUCACAGAUUGGUUUCCCCGAGGGCCUUACACCUGCCCACCUAGGAGAACCUGGAGGGCACUGCUGGGUACAUCACUGGUGUGCUGUGUGGUCAGCAGGUGUAUGGGGGCAGGAUGGCCCGGAACUACGUGGUGUGGACAAGGCCAUCUUCUCAGGGAUCUCACAGCGCUGCUCGCACUGCACCAGGUUCGGUGCCUCCGUUCCUUGCCGCUCGCCGGGAUGUCCACGGCUUUACCACUUUCCCUGUGCGACUGCCAGUGGCUCCUUCUUAUCCAUGACCACACUGCAGCUGCUCUGCCCGGACCACAGAGAGAGGGCUGCACACUUGGAGGAGGCUCGCUGUGCAGUGUGUGAGGGGCCGGGGGAGCUGUGCGACCUCUUCUUCUGUACCAGCUGUGGGCAUCACUAUCAUGGAGCCUGUCUGGACACUGCUCUGACUGCCCGCAAGCGUGCCGGCUGGCAGUGCCCUGAAUGCAAAGAGUGCCAAGCCUGCAGGAAACCUGGGAAUGAUUCUAAGAUGUUGGUCUGUGAGACCUGUGACAAGGGACAUCAUACUUUCUGCUUAAAGCCACCCAUAGAGGAACUGCCUGCUCACUCCUGGAAAUGUACGACAUGCCGAGUAUGCCGGGGCUGUGGGGCAGGCUCCGCAGAACUGAGUCCGAACUCUGAGUGGUUUGAGAACUAUUCGCUCUGUCACCGCUGUCACAAAGCCCGGGGAAGUCCGCCCGUCGUCCCUGUGGCUGAGCAGCGCCCACCUGUCUGUAGCAGAUUUUCACCCCCAGAGCCUGGCGAUGCCCCCGCCGAUGAGCCCGAUGCUCUGUACGUUGCAUGCCAAGGGCAGCCAAAGGGUGGGCACGUGACCUCUAUGCAACCCAAGGAACCGGGGCCCCUGCAGCGGGAAGCCAAACCACCAGGGAGAGCAGGGACCCAACUUGAAGCCCAGCUGGAGGCUCCCCUAAAGGAGGAGAUGCCACUGCUGCCCCCGCCUGAGGAGUCGCCCCUGUCCCCGCCACCCGAGGAGUCACCUACAUCUCCACCGCCCGAGGCCUCACGCCUGUCCCCGCCACCUGAGGAGUCACCUGAAUCUAUGCUACCUGAGACAUCACGCCUGUCCCCACCGACUGAGGAGUCGCCCCUGUCUCCCCCACCUGAGGAGUCUCCUUUGUCUCCCCCACCUGAGGCCUCACCUUUUUCUCCACUGGAGGAGUCACCCCCAUCUCCUGCGCUAGAGACGCCCCUGUCCCCACCGCCUGAAGCCUCACCCCGGUCUCCACCAUUUGAGGAAUCUCCUCUGUCCCCUCCACCCGAGGAAUUGCCCACUUCCCCGCCACCUGAAGCUUCUCGCCUCUCGCCGCCACCUGAGGAGUCACCCAUGUCCCCUCCACCCGAAGAGUCACCCAUGUCCCCUCCACCCGAGGCAUCUCGUCUGUUCCCGCCAUUUGAAGAGUCUCCUCUGUCCCCUCCACCUGAAGAGUCGCCUCUGUCCCCACCUCCGGAGGCAUCACGCCUGUCCCCACCCCCUGAGGACUCACCCAUGUCUCCCCCACCUGAAGACUCACCGAUGUCCCCUCCACCUGAAGUAUCACGCUUCUCCCCCCUGCCCGUCCUGUCACACUUAUCCCCCCUGCCUGAGGUGUCACGGCUGUCCCCACCACCUGAGGAAUCUCCCCUGUCCCCUCCCCCUGAGGACUCUCCCACCUCACCUCCACCUGAGGCUUCACGACUGUCCCCUCCCCCUGAGGACUCACCGGCCUCACCACCACCAGAGGACUCCCUCAUGUCCCUGCCGCUGGAAGAGUCGCCGUUGUCGCCACGGCCUGAGGAACCGAGACUCUGCCCUCAGCCCGAAGAACCAUACUUGUCUCCUCAGCCCGAGGAGCCCCAACUCUGUCCCCAGCCCGAGGAGCUGCCCCUGUCUCCACAGUCUGAGGAGCCAUGCCUGUCCCCUGUGCUUCAGGAACCACAUCUGUCCCCUGUGCUUCAGGAACCACAUCUGUCCCCUGUGCUUCGGGAACCACAUCUGUCCCCUCAACCUGAGGAACCACAUCUGUCCCCUCAGCCUGAGGAACCACGCCUGUCCCCCCAGCCUGAGGAACCACGCCUGUCCCCCCAGCCUGAGGAACCACACCUGUCCCCUCAGCCUGAGGAACCGCGCCUGUCUCCCCAAUCUGAGGAGCCAUGCCUGUCCCCCAAGCCUGAGGAACCGCGCCUGUCUCCCAUGCCUGAGGAGCCAUGCCUGUCCCCCCAGCCUGAGGAACCGCGCCUGUCUCCCCAAUCUGAGGAGCCAUGCCUGUCCCCCAAGCCUGAGGAACCGCGCCUGUCUCCCAUGCCUGAGGAGCCAUGCCUGUCCCCCCAGCCUGAGGAACUGUACCAGUCUCCUCGGCCUGAAGAACCUCCUGAGGAGCCAAGCCAGUGCCCUGCUCCUGAGGAGUUGCCCUUGUUUCCCCCAGCUGGGGAGCCACCUUUAUCCCCCAUGCUUGGGGAGCCAGCCCUGACUGAGCCUGGGGACCAACCUCUGUCCCCACUUCCUGAGGAGCUGCCCUUGUCCCUCUCGGGGGAGCCAGCCUUGUCACCUCAGCUGAUGCCACCAGAUCCUCUUCCUCCUCCGCUCUCACCCAUUCUCCCAGCUGCGGCUCCUCCAGCCUUGUCUCCUUUGGGGGAGUUAGAGUACCCCUUUGGUGCCAAAGGGGACAGUGGCCCUGAGUCACCAUUGGCUGCCCCCAUUCUAGAGACGCCUAUCAGCCCUCCACCAGAAGCUAACUGCACUGACCCUGAGCCCGUACCCCCAAUGAUCCUCCCGCCAUCUCCAGGCUCCCCAAUGGGACCUGCUUCUCCUCUCCUCAUGGACCCCCUCCCUCCACCUUGUUCUCCACUCCUCCAGCCUUCCUUGCCUCCUCCAGCCUCUCCUCCCCGAUGUUCACCUCCCGCUCUGCCACUGUCCGUCCCCUCCCCACUGAGUCCUGUGCAGAAGGCAGUGGAUGUCUCAGAUGACGCUGAGCUGCAUGAGAUGGAGACUGAGAGAGGUCCAGAACCUGAGUGCCCAGCCUUGGAACCCAGAGCCACCAGCCCUCUGCCAUCCCCUAUGGGGGACCUUUCUUGCCCUGCCCCCAGCCCCGCCCCUGCCCUGGAUGACUUCUCUGGCUUGGAAGAAGACACAGCCCCUCUAGAUGGGACCGACGCUAACACUUCACAGUCACAGACUGGACAGACCCCUGGCAGUUUGGCUAGUGAACUUAAAGGUUCUCCUGUGCUCCUGGACCCUGAGGAGCUGACCGCUGUGACCCCUAUGGAGGUCUAUGGCCCGGACUGCAAGCAGGCAGGACAGGGCUCACCCUGUGAAGAGCAGGAGGAGCCCGGUGCACCAGUGGCCGCCACGCCACCCACUCUCAUCAAAUCGGACAUUGUUAAUGAGAUCUCUAAUCUGAGCCAGGGCGAUGCCAGUGCCAGUUUUCCCGGUUCAGAGCCCCUGCUGGGCUCUCCUGACCCCGAGGGGGGCGGCUCCUUGUCCAUGGAGCUGGGCGUGUCUACAGAUGUUAGUCCCGCCCGAGACGAGGGCUCCCUGCGCCUCUGCACCGACUCACUGCCAGAGACUGAUGACUCACUGCUGUGUGACGCUGGGACAACUGUCAGUGGGGGCAAAGCGGAGGGCGACAAAGGACGGCGGCGCAGCUCCCCGGCCCGGUCCCGGAUCAAGCAGGGUCGAAGCAGUAGUUUCCCAGGAAGACGCCGGCCUCGUGGAGGAGCACAUGGCGGACGAGGGCGAGGACGGGCUCGACUGAAGUCCACCACUUCUUCCGUCGAGACCCUGGUAGUGGCUGAUAUUGAUAGUUCUCCUAGCAAGGAGGAGGAGGAGGAAGAUGACGACACCAUGCAGAAUACGGUGGUUCUCUUCUCCAACACGGACAAGUUUGUUCUGAUGCAGGACAUGUGUGUGGUGUGCGGCAGCUUUGGCCGGGGUGCCGAGGGCCACCUCCUGGCCUGUUCCCAGUGUUCCCAGUGCUACCACCCUUACUGUGUCAACAGCAAGAUCACCAAGGUGAUGCUGCUAAAAGGCUGGCGUUGUGUGGAGUGUAUUGUGUGCGAGGUUUGCGGCCAGGCCUCUGACCCUUCGCGCCUGCUGCUCUGUGAUGACUGUGACAUUAGCUACCAUACGUACUGCCUGGACCCUCCACUGCUCACUGUGCCCAAGGGUGGCUGGAAAUGCAAGUGGUGUGUGUCCUGUAUGCAGUGUGGGGCCGCCUCCCCUGGCUUCCACUGUGAGUGGCAGAAUAGUUACACGCAUUGCGGGCCCUGUGCCAGCCUGGUGACUUGUCCUAUCUGCCAUGCCCCCUAUGUGGAGGAAGACCUGCUAAUCCAGUGUCGCCACUGUGAACGGUGGAUGCAUGCUGGCUGUGAGAGUCUCUUCACAGAGGAUGAAGUGGAGCAAGCUGCCGAUGAAGGCUUUGACUGUGUUUCCUGUCAGCCCUAUGUGGUGAAGCCCGUGGCGCCAGUUGCCCCACCGGAGUUGGUACCAGUGAAGGUAAAAGAGCCAGAGCCCCAGUUCUUUCGCUUCGAGGGUGUGUGGCUGACAGAAACGGGCAUGGCGGUGCUGCGUAACCUGACCAUGUCACCACUACACAAGCGGCGUCAGCGGCGAGGACGGCUAGGCCUCCCAGGCGAGGCAGGGCUGGAGGGCCCUGAGCCCUCAGAUGCCCUUGGCCCUGAGGACAAGAAGGAUGGGGACCUGGACACUGACGAGCUGCUCAAGGGUGAAGGUGGGGUGGAGCACAUGGAGUGUGAGGUUAAACUGGAAGGUCCUGCCAGCCCUGACGUAGAACCUGGCAGAGAGGAGACAGAGGAGAGCAAAAAACGCAAGCGCAAACCCUAUCGGCCGGGCAUUGGCGGUUUCAUGGUACGACAGCGGAAAACUCACGCACGUGUGAAAAGGGGGCCUGCCGCACAGGCGGAGGUGUUGAGUGGGGAUGGGCAGCCCGACGAGGGUGAGACGGUGAUGCCCCCUGAGCUGCCUACCGAGGGCUCUGUCGAGCCAAGCCUUGCUGAGGGGGACGAGAAGAAGAAGCAGCAGCGGAGAGGGCGCCGAAAGAGCAAGCUGGAGGACAUGUUCCCUGCUUAUUUGCAGGAAGCCUUCUUUGGGAAGGAACUGCUGGACCUGAGUCGGAAGACCCUUUUCGCAGUUGGGGUGGGCCGGCCAAGCUUCGGAUUGGGAACUCAGAAGCCCCGGGGGGAUGGAGGUCCAGAGAGGAAGGAGCUCACUGCCUUGCACAAAGGAGACGAUGGUCCUGAUGUUGCAGAUGAAGAGUCCCGUGGUCCUGAGGGCAUGGCUGAUCUACCAGGGCUUGAGGAUGGGGGUGUAAAGGCAUCGCCAGUGCCCAGUGACCCUGAGAAGCCGGGUACCCCAGGUGAAGGAAUGCUUAGCUCCGACUUAGACAAGAUUCCCACAGAAGAACUGCCCAAGAUGGAGUCCAAGGACCUGCAGCAGCUCUUUAAGGAUGUGCUGGGUUCAGAAAGAGAGCAGCAUCUGGGUUGUGGAACUCCUGGCCUAGAAGGCAGCCGCACACCACUGCAGAGGCCCUUUCUCCAAGGUGGCCUCCCUUUGGGCAGCCUCCCUUCCAGCAGCCCAAUGGACUCCUACCCAGGCCUCUGCCAGUCUCCCUUCUUGGAUUCUAGGGAGCGCGGGGGCUUCUUUAGCCCAGAACCCGGUGAGCCAGACAGCCCUUGGACAGGCUCAGGGGGCACCACCCCCUCCACUCCCACCACCCCUACCACAGAGGGUGAGGGCGACGGACUGUCCUAUAACCAGCGGAGUCUCCAGCGUUGGGAAAAAGAUGAGGAACUGGGCCAGCUCUCCACCAUUUCACCUGUACUCUAUGCCAACAUUAACUUUCCUAAUCUCAAGCAAGAUUACCCAGACUGGUCUAGCCGAUGCAAACAAAUCAUGAAGCUCUGGAGAAAGGUUCCAGCUGCUGACAAAGCCCCCUACCUGCAAAAGGCCAAAGAUAACCGGGCUGCUCACCGCAUCAACAAGGUGCAAAAGCAGGCUGAGAGCCAGAUCAACAAGCAGGCCAAGGUGGGCGACCUAGCCCGUAAGACUGAUCGACCGGCCCUCCAUCUCCGCAUUCCCUCCCAGCCAGGGGCACUGGGCAGCCCGCCCCCUGCCGCGGCCCCCACCAUUUUCAUCGGCAGUCCCACCACGCCUGCUGGCUUGUCUACCUCUGCGGACGGGUUCCUGAAGCCACCAGCGGGCACAGUGCCCGGCCCUGACUCCCCUGGUGAGCUCUUCCUCAAGCUCCCGCCCCAGGUGCCCGCCCAAGUGCCUUCGCAGGACCCCUUUGGACUGGCCCCUGCCUACGCCCCGGAGCCCCGCUUCUCUGCGGCACCGCCCACCUAUCCUCCUUACCCAAGCCCCUCUGGAGCCCCCGCCCAGCCCCCGAUACUGGGCACCACAACUCGACCUGGGACUGGCCAGCCAGGGGAAUUCCACACUACCCCACCGGGCACCCCCAGACACCAGCCUUCCACGCCUGACCCCUUCCUCAAACCCCGUUGCCCCUCAUUGGACAACCUGGCUGUGCCUGAGAGCCCAGGGGUAGCAGGAGGCAAGACGUCCGAGCCUCUUCUCUCACCCCCACCUUUUGGGGAGUCCCGGAAGACCCUAGAGGUGAAGAAGGAAGAGCUUGGGGCAUCCUCUCCUGGCUAUGGUCCCCCAAACCUGGGCUGUGUUGACUCACCCUCCUCAGGCCCCCAGCUGGGUGGCCUGGAGUUAAAGGCACCUGAUGUCUUCAAAGCCCCCCUCACCCCUCGGGCAUCUCAGGUAGAGCCCCAGAGCCCGGGCCUGGGCUUACGGGCCCAGGAGCCACCCCCCGCCCAGGCUUUGGCCCCUUCUCCUCCCAGCCACCCAGACGUCUUUCGUUCUGGCCCCUACACUGACCCCUAUGCCCAGCCCCCAUUGACCCCUCGGCCCCAGCCACCACCCCCCGAGAGCUGCUGUGCCCUGCCUCCUCGGUCACUGCCCUCUGACCCUUUCUCUAGAGUGCCCGCCAGUCCUCAGUCCCAGUCCAGCUCCCAGUCCCCCUUGACUCCACGCCCCCUGUCUGCUGAGGCUUUCUGCCCAUCCCCCGUUACCCCUCGCUUCCAGUCCCCUGACCCUUAUUCUCGUCCACCCUCACGCCCUCAGUCCCGUGACCCCUUUGCCCCAUUGCAUAAGCCACCCCGGCCCCAGCCCCCUGAAGUUGCCUUUAAGGCUGGGCCCCUAGCCCACACUCCGCUGGGAGCUGGGGGCUUCCCAGCGGCCCUGCCCUCCGGCCCAGCAGGUGAGCUCCAUGCCAAGGUCCCAAGUGGACAGCCUCCCAAUUUUGCCCGUUCUCCUGGGACAGGCGCAUUUGUGGGCACCCCGUCUCCCAUGCGGUUCACUUUCCCACAGGGGGUAGGGGAGCCUUCCCUAAAGCCCCCUGUCCCUCAACCUGGUCUCCCUCCACCCCAUGGGAUCAACAGCCAUUUUGGGCCUGGCCCCCCCACCUUGGGGAAGCCUCAAAGCACAAACUACGCGGGAGCCACAGGGAACUUCCACCCAUCAGGCAGCCCCCUGGGACCCUCCGGUGGGCCCACGGCGGAGGGCUAUGGGCUGUCCCCACUGCGCCCCGCGUCGGUUCUCCCGCCUCCCACACCCGACGGACCCCUCCCCUACUUGUCCCAUGGAGCCUCACAAAGGGCAGGCCUCACCUCGCCAGUGGAAAAGCGCGAAGACCCAGGAGCUGCAGUGAGCGGGGCCUCUUUGGCAGCCCCCGAACUCUCAAGUACCCAGGAUGCAGGCAUGUCCAGCCUCAGCCAGACGGAGCUGGAGAAGCAGCGGCAGCGCCAGAGACUACGGGAACUGCUGAUUCGGCAGCAGAUCCAGCGGAACAACCUGCGGCAGGAGAAGGAAACGGCUGCGGCGGCCGCGGCUGCGGCGGGGCCUCCAGGCACCUGGGGUGCUGAGCCCGGCAGCCCCGCCUUCGAGCAGCUGAGUCGAGGCCAGACCCCGUUCACCGGGUCCCAGGAGAAGAGCAGUAUGGUGGGGUUACCCUCAAGCAAGCUAGGCGGUCCCAUCCUGGGACCAGGAGCCUUCUCCAGUGAUGACCGACUCUCCCGGCCACUUCCACCAGCCACACCUUCCGCCAUGGAUAUGAACAGCAGGCAACUUGUCGGAGGCUCCCAGGCCUUCUAUCAGCGCACACCAUAUCCUGGGUCCCUGCCUCUACAGCAGCAGCAGCAGCAGCAACUAUGGCAGCAACAGCAGCAGCAGCAGCAGCAGGCAACAGCAGCAUCCUCCAUGCGACUUGCUAUGUCUGCUCGAUUUCCAUCAACUCCUGCACCAGAACUUGGCCGUCAAGCACUAGGUUCCCCCUUGGCAGGGAUCCCCACCCGCCUUCCAGGCCCUGCCGAGCCCGUGCCUGGUCCAGCUGGUCCUGCUCAGUUUAUUGAGUUGCGACACAAUGUGCAGAAAGGACUUGGACCUGGGGGAUCUCCGUUUCCUGGUCAGGGUCCCCCUCAGAGGCCCCGUUUUUAUCCGGUAAGUGAGGAACCCCACCGACUGGUUCCUGAAGGUCUUCGGAGCGUGGCUGCUUCAGGCCUUCCCCCACAAAAACCCUCAGCUCCACCAGCUCCUGAUUUGAACAACAGCCUCCACCAGACACCCCAUACCAAGGGUCCUGCCCUACCAACUGGCUUGGAGCUGGUCACCCGUCCACCAUCAAGCACUGAACUUGGUCGCCCCCCUCUGGCCUUGGAAGCUGGGAAGUUGCCUUGUGAGGAUCCUGAGCUAGAUGAUGACUUUGAUGCCCACAAGGCCCUAGAGGAUGAUGAAGAGCUUGCUCACUUGGGUCUGGGUGUGGAUGUGGCCAAGGGUGAUGAUGAACUGAGCACCCUGGAAAACCUGGAGACUAAUGAUCCCCACCUAGAUGACCUCCUCAAUGGAGACGAAUUUGACCUGCUGGCGUACACUGACCCAGAGCUGGAUACCGGGGACAAGAAGGACAUCUUCAAUGAGCACCUUAGGCUGGUGGAGUCAGCGAAUGAGAAGGCUGAGCGAGAAGCCCUGCUGCGGGGGGUGGAGCCAGUGUCUCUGGGCCCUGAGGAACGCCCUCCGCCUGCCACAGAUAACUCUGAGCCUCGGCUAACAUCUGUGCACCCUGAGGUGAAGCCCAAAGUGGAGGAGGGAGGGCGCCAUCCUUCUCCUUGCCAGUUCACCAUUAACACCCCCAAGGUGGAGCCAGCACCUUCGGCCGCCCCCCUCAGCCUGGGACUCAAGCCAGGUCAGACUGUGCUGGGCAGCCGGGACACGCGAGUGGGUACAGGACCAUUCCCCAGCAGUGGGCACACAGCUGAGAAGGGCCCCUUUGGGACCACAGGAGGAACACCAGCUCACUUGCUGAACCCCGGCUCACUGAGUGGCCCAGGUGGAUCCUCCCUUCUGGAGAAAUUUGAGCUAGAGAGUGGGGCUCUGGCCUUGCCCAGCGGACACGCGGCACCUGGAGAUGAGCUGGACAAGAUGGAGAGCUCCCUCGUCGCCAGCGAGUUGCCCCUGCUCAUCGAGGACCUGUUAGAGCAUGAGAAGAAGGAGCUGCAGAAGAAGCAGCAGCUUUCAGCCCAGCUGCAGCCUGCCCAGCAGCAGCCACAGCAGCAGCAGCCGCCGCAGCAUUCCCUCCUUCCUGCGCCAGGCCCUGCACAGACCCUGCCUUUGCCACAUGAGGCUGGGCCCCCACAGCAGCUUGCCCUGGGCCUUGGAAGUACUCGGCAGCCAGGUUUGGGCCAGUCACUGAUGCCCACCCAGUCCCCGGCUCACGCCCUCCAGCAGCGCCUGGCUCCGCCUGUGCCUAUGGUGGCUAACCAAGGGCAUAUGCUAAGUGGGCAGCAGGCGGGGCAGACAGGCUUGGUGCCCCAGCAGAGCUCCCAGCCAGUGUUAGCACAGAAACCCAUGAACGCCAUGCCAGCUCCCAUGUGCAUGAAGCCCCAACAGCUGGCAAUGCAGCAGCAACAGCUGGCUAACAGCUUCUUCCCUGACACAGAUCUGGACAAAUUUGCUGCCGAGGACAUCAUUGAUCCUAUUGCAAAGGCCAAGAUGGUAGCUUUGAAAGGCAUCAAGAAAGUGAUGGCUCAGGGCAGCAUUGGGGUGGCCCCCGGGGUGAACAGGCAGCAAGUCUCCCUGCUGGCGCAGAGGCUCUCUGGGGGCUCUGGCUCUGAUCUGCAGAACCAUGUGGCACCUGGGAGUGGCCAGGAGCGGAAUGCUGGUGACCCUUCUCAGCCUCGUCCCAAUCCACCCACUUUUGCCCAGGGAGUGAUCAAUGACGCUGACCAGCGACAGUAUGAAGAGUGGCUGUUCCACACCCAGCAGCUCCUCCAGAUGCAGCUGAAGGUGCUGGAGGAGCAGAUUGGUGUGCACCGCAAGUCUCGGAAGGCUCUGUGUGCCAAGCAGCGCACUGCCAAAAAGGCAGGCCGUGAGUUCCCGGAAGCUGACGCUGAGAAGCUCAAGCUGGUCACAGAGCAGCAAAGCAAGAUCCAGAAACAACUGGAUCAGGUCCGGAAACAGCAGAAGGAGCACACGAAUCUCAUGGCAGAAUAUCGCAACAAGCAGCAGCAGCAACAGCAGCAGCAGCAGCAACAGCAGCACUCAGCUGUACUGGCUCUCAGCCCUUCUCAGAGUUCUCGGGUACUCACCAAGCUGCCUGGCCAGCUGCUCCCUGGCCAUGGAUUACAGCCACCACAGGCACCUCCAGGUGGCCAAGCUGGAGGUCUUCGCCUGCCUCCAGGAGGUAUGGUACUCCCUGGACAGCCCGGUGGUCCAUUCCUCAAUACUGCCUUGGCCCAGCAGCAGCAACAGCAGCAGCAGCAGCAGCAGCAGCAUCCUGGUGUGGCUGGAUCCUUGACUGGCCCCUCAGGGAGCUUCUUCCCUGGCAAUCUUGCUCUCCGAAGCCUUGGGCCUGACUCAAGGCUUUUUCAGGAAAGGCAACUACAGCUGCAGCAGCAACGAAUGCAGCUGGCCCAGAAAUUGCAGCAACAGCAGCAGCAACAGCAGCAGCAGCAGCAGCAGCACCUCUUAGGGCAGGUGGCAGUCCAACAGCAGCAGGGUCCCCCCGGAGUACAGAACCAGACUCUGGGUCCCAAGCCUCAGGGCCUUCUGCCUCCCAGCAACCACCAGGGCCUCCUGGUGCAACAGUUGUCCCCCCAGCAAUCACAGGGCUCCCAGGGCAUGCUGGGUCCUGGCCAGGUUGCAGUGCUGCAGCAGCAGCAGCAGCAGCAGCAGCACUCUGGAGCUUUGGGUCCUCAGGGCCCUCACAGACAGGUGCUUAUGACUCAGUCCAGGGUGCUGAGUUCCUCUCAGCUGUCGCAGCAGGGUCACAGCCUGAUGGGACACCGACUGCUCACAGCCCAGCAGCAACAGCAGCAGCACCAACAACAGGGCUCUAUGGCAGGCCUUUCCCAUCUUCAGCAAGGAAUGAUGUCCCAUGCUGGACAGCCCAAAAUGAGUGCUCAGACGUUGGGCUCCUUGCAGCAACAGCAACAGCAGCAGCAGCAGCUGCAGCAGCAGCAACAACAACAGCAGCAGCAGCUGCAGCAGCAACAGCUGCACCUUCAGCAGCUGCACCAGCAACAACAGCUCCAGCAACAACAGCAACAUCUUCAGCAGCAGCAACAGCUCCAGCAGCAGCAGCAACAGCAGCAACAUCUGCAGCAGCAGCAACAGCUCCAGCAGCAGCAGCAACAACAGCAACAUCUUCAGCAGCAGCAGCAGCAGCAGCAGAUGGGCCUCUUGAAUCAGAAUCGAACUUUACUAUCUCCUCAACAGCAGCAGCAGCAGCAGCAGCAGCAACAGCAACAACAGCAGCAGCAGCAGCAGGUGACACUUGGCCCUGGCAUGCCAGCCAAACCUCUUCAACACUUUUCUAGCCCUGGAGCCCUAGGCCCAACCCUCCUCCUGACAGGCAAGGAACAAAACGUUGCCGAGACGUCACUCCCUUCAGAGGUCACUGAGGGGCCCUCCACACAUCCAGGAGGGCCCCUAGCAGUGAGGACUACACCUGAGUCAGUGUCUGCUGAACCAGGGGAGGGAAAGCCCGCCAUUGCCGGAGACUCACAACUCCUACUUGUCCAAUCCCAGGCCCAGUCUCAGGCCGCCUCAGUGCAGCUGCAGCCACCACUAAGGCUCCCAGGACAACCCCAACAGCAAGUUAACUUGCUCCACACAGCGGGUGGAGGAAACCACGGGCAGCAGCUAGGGAGUGGGUCCUCUUCCGAGGCCCCGUCAGUGCCCCACCUGUUGACCCAGCCCUCUGUUUCCUUAGGGGAGCAGCCUGGGCCUAUGGCCCAGAACCUUCUGGGCUCCCAGCAGCCCCUUGGGCUAGAGCGGCCCAUUCAGAACACUACAGGGCCACAGCCUCCCAAAUCGGGCCCUGUCCCUCAGUCUGCACAGGGCCUUCCUGGGGUUGGAGUCAUGCCUACGGUGGGUCAACUUCGAGCACAGCUCCAAGGAGUCCUGGCCAAAAACCCACAGCUGCGGCACUUGAGCCCGCAGCAGCAGCAGCAGCUGCAGGCCCUCCUCAUGCAGCGGCAGUUGCAGCAGCAGCAGCAGCAGCAGCAGCAGCAGAGCCAGACAGUACGCCAGACUCCACCCAUCCAGGAGCCUGGGACCCAGCCCUCUCCUCUCCAGGGCCUCUUGGGCUGCCAACCUCAACCUGGGAGUUUUUCUGGAUCUCAGACUGGACCCCUCCAGGAGCUAGGGGCAGGGCCUAGACCUCAGGGCCCACCCCGGCUCCCUGUCCCACAAGGAGCCUUAUCUACAGGACCAGUGCUUGGCCCUGUCCAUCCCACACCUCCACCAUCCAGUCCCCAAGAGCCAAAGAGACCUUCACAAUUACCUUCCCCCAGUGCCCAGCCAACCCCUACCCAUCCAGGGACUCCAAAGCCCCCAGGGCCAACCUUGGAGCUGCCUCCUGGGAGGGUCUCCCCUGCUGCUGCCCAGCUUGCAGAUACAUUCUUUGGCAAGGGGCUGGGACCUUGGGACCCCUCAGACAACCUAACCGAAGCCCAGAAGCCAGAACAGAGCAGCCUGGUAUCUGGGCAUCUGGAGCAGGUGAACGGACAGGUGGUACAUGAGCCACCCCAACUCAGCAUCAAGCAGGAGCCUCGGGAAGAGCCAUGUGCCCUGGGUGCCCAGGCAGUGAAAAGGGAGGCCAAUGGGGAGCCAGUAGGGACACCGGGCACCAGCAACCACCUUCUGCUAGCAGGCCCCCGCUCAGAGGCCGGGCAUCUGCUCUUGCAGAAGCUUCUACGGGCAAAGAAUGUGCAACUUGGUACUGGGCGGGGGCCUGAGGGACCUCGGUCUGAGAUCAACGGACACAUUGACAGCAAGCUGUCGGGGCUGGAGCAGAAACUCCAGGGUCCUCCCAGCAACAGAGAGGACGCAGCCACGAGAAAGCCUUUGCCAGUGAAGCCCAAGCGGGCACAGAAGGCAAGCGACAGGUUGGUGAGCUCCCGAAAGAAGCUGCGGAAAGAAGACGGGGUCAGGGCCAACGAGGCCUUACUGAAACAGCUGAAACAGGAACUGUCCCAGCUGCCCCUGACAGAGCCUACCAUCACCGCCAAUUUUAGCCUCUUUGCUCCCUUUGGCAGCGGCUGCCUAGUCAGUGGGCAGAGCCAGCUCAGGGGGGCCUUUGGAAGUGGGGCUCUGCACACCGGCCCCGACUACUGUUCUCAGCUGCUCACCAAGAAUAACCUGAGUAACCCGCCGACACCACCCUCGUCGCUGCCCCCCACCCCACCCCCAUCGGUGCAGCAGAAGAUGGUGAACGGUGUCACUCCCUCUGACGAGCUGGGGGAGCACCCCAGGGAUGCAGCCUCGGCCCAGGACACGGAAGGAACAUUGAGGGAUGCUGCAGAGGUGAAGAGUUUAGACCUGCUGGCUGCUCUGCCCACCCCCCCUCACAAUCAGACGGAGGACGUCAGGAUGGAGAGUGACGAGGACAGUGACUCUCCUGACAGCAUCGUGCCCGCCUCGUCCCCUGAGAGCAUCCUUGGGGAAGAGGCCCCACGUUUUCCACAGCUGGGCUCUGGCCGGUGGGAGCGGGACAGUCGGUCUCUCUCUCCCGUCAUCCCUAUCAUCCCCCGUGCCAGCAUCCCUGUCUUCCCAGAUACAAAACCUUUUGGGGCCCUGGACCUGGAGGUCCCUGGAAAGCUGCCUGCUGCAGCUUGGGAAAAGGGCAAAGGAAGUGAGGUGUCAGUCAUGCUGACAGUCUCUGCCGCCGCCGCCAAGAAUCUGAAUGGUGUGAUGGUAGCCGUGGCCGAGUUACUAAGCAUGAAGAUACCCAACUCCUACGAGGUGCUCUUCCCAGACAGCCCUGCCCGAGCUGGCCUUGAGCCCAAGAAGGUGGAAGCGGAGGGGCCUGGUGGGAAAGAAAAAGGGUUGAGUGGCAGGGGCCCGGACGCUGGACCUGAUUGGCUGAGGCAGUUUGAUGCCGUGUUGCCUGGCUACACCCUCAAGAGCCAGUUAGACAUCUUGAGCCUCCUGAAACAGGAGAGUUGUGCCCCAGAGCCAUCCACCCAGCACAGCUACACCUACAAUGUCUCCAACCUGGACGUGAGGCAGCUCUCCGCCCCGCCUCCCGAGGAACCGUCCCCACCUCCAUCCCCUUUGGCGCCUUCUCCUGCCAGCCCCCCUGCCGAGCCCCUGGUUGAACUUCAGGCUGAACCCCCUGCUGAGGCUCCAAUCCCUUCGCCUCUACCCCUGGCGUCCUCCCCUGAAUCUGCCCGGCCCAAACCCCGAGCCCGGCCCCCUGAAGACAGCGAAGAUUCUCGUCCCCCGCGCCUCAAAAAGUGGAAAGGGGUACGCUGGAAGCGGCUGCGCCUGCUGCUUACCAUCCAGAAGGGCGGCGGGCGGCAAGAGGACGAACGGGAAGUGGCAGAGUUCAUGGAGCAGCUCGGUACAGCCUUGAGACCAAACAAGGUGCCUCGAGACAUGCGACGGUGCUGCUUCUGUCAUGAAGAGGGAGAUGGUGCCACUGAUGGGCCUGCCCGCCUCCUCAACCUUGACCUGGACCUCUGGGUACACCUCAACUGUGCCCUGUGGUCCACGGAGGUGUACGAAACCCAGGGCGGGGCGCUGAUGAACGUGGAGGUGGCCCUGCACCGAGGGCUGCUGACUAAGUGCUCCCUGUGCCAGCGGACUGGCGCCACGAGCAGCUGCAACCGCAUGCGCUGCCCCAGUGUCUACCACUUUGCCUGCGCCAUCCGUGCUAAGUGCAUGUUCUUCAAGGACAAGACCAUGCUGUGUCCCAUGCACAAGAUCAAGGGGCCUUGUGAGCAGGAACUGAGCUCCUUUGCUGUCUUCCGGAGGGUCUACAUCGAGCGGGACGAGGUGAAGCAGAUCGCCAGCAUCAUCCAGCGGGGUGAGCGGCUGCACAUGUUCCGAGUAGGAGGUCUUGUGUUCCAUGCCAUCGGACAGCUGCUCCCACACCAGAUGGCUGACUUCCACAGCGCCACGGCCCUCUACCCUGUGGGCUACGAGGCUACUCGGAUCUACUGGAGUCUUCGGACCAACAAUCGCCGCUGCUGCUACCGCUGCUCCAUCAGCGAGAAUAACGGCCGGCCGGAGUUUGUGGUCAAGGUCAUUGAGCAGGGUUUAGAAGACCUGGUCUUCACUGAUGCCUCUCCCCAAGCUGUAUGGAACCGCAUCAUCGAACCUGUGGCGGCCAUGAGAAAAGAAGCAGACAUGCUGAGACUCUUCCCCGAGUACCUAAAAGGCGAGGAGCUCUUUGGGCUGACAGUGCACGCUGUGCUUCGCAUAGCCGAGUCGCUACCUGGGGUGGAGAGCUGUCAGAACUAUUUAUUCCGCUAUGGGCGCCACCCCCUGAUGGAACUGCCACUCAUGAUCAACCCCACCGGCUGUGCCAGAUCAGAACCUAAGAUCCUCACACACUACAAACGGCCCCAUACCUUGAACAGCACCAGCAUGUCUAAGGCGUACCAGAGCACCUUCACAGGCGAGACCAACACCCCGUACAGCAAGCAGUUUGUGCACUCCAAGUCAUCUCAGUAUCGGCGCCUGCGCACCGAGUGGAAGAACAAUGUUUACCUGGCUCGCUCCCGUAUCCAGGGCCUAGGGCUCUAUGCAGCCAAGGACCUAGAAAAGCACACGAUGGUCAUCGAGUACAUUGGCACCAUCAUCCGCAACGAGGUGGCCAAUCGGCGGGAGAAAAUCUACGAGGAGCAGAACCGAGGCAUCUACAUGUUCCGGAUAAACAAUGAACACGUGAUUGACGCUACGUUGACUGGAGGCCCUGCCAGGUACAUUAACCACUCCUGUGCCCCUAACUGUGUAGCAGAGGUCGUAACAUUUGACAAGGAGGACAAAAUCAUCAUCAUCUCCAGCCGGCGGAUCCCCAAAGGAGAGGAGCUGACCUAUGACUAUCAGUUUGAUUUCGAGGACGAUCAGCACAAGAUCCCCUGUCACUGUGGAGCCUGGAACUGUCGGAAAUGGAUGAACUAAGAAGCUUUGAGGCUACCAGGCAGGGGAACACCCCACCCCCCGCCUCUUCCCUGAAAGGGAUGAGGGGGAAGAGCGGUAGCAGCCAGAGCUAGGACCCAGGGCUGGGGCUGCCGGCCGACCAGAGCCCCUGGAGCAGGAGGCUGGGGCGGAGGGCCCUAGGCCAAGCCCACCCUGGGCACCAGGGACAACCAUCUACCCUGCCACCGGCCCUCAGGCUGACAUCUCUGCCCCCAGCUCCAGGAGGGGACAGACAGAAGCAGCCACUGGGCAUCUCAGGUUUGAGGGGGAUAUGGGCCGGGAACUACCCAGAAGUGUCUGGGAGGCAGCAGGGAGGGAGGAGGAGGAUGUGUGGCCGGGCCUCACAGCCCUGCUGCCUCCACCAGCCUCUCUGGCCCAACUCAAGGCUGCAAAGAGACUUGACUAAAAGCUUGACAAUCCCAAAGGCCGGGUCCCACACCUGGCCCUGCCUGCCGGGUCCUGCCCCUGCCCUCACCCCCGUCCCCUUCCUCUCUCUGUCUCUGUCUCCCUCUUUCCUCUGUGUUUCUGUCUCUCUAUGGGUUGUGUUUCCUUGUUUUCCACUCUGACAAAUGCAACAUGAUGGGAAAGAGGCAUCCAGAUGCCCAGGAGGGCAAGCUGGGCAAGCCGGGCAAGGAGACCCCGCACCCACACCUACCUCAUUUAAGUGUUGGAUUUUUUGCUGUUUUGAAAUGUGAGACCCUCUCCAAGCCCCUACUGCCCCAGCCCUCUCCCCCACCUCACUGCCCUCUUCUAGUGGGUGGAAGGGGGGGUAGGAGGAGGAAGCAACAACAAUAACAACAACAAAAAUCCAUCUUUGUUUUUAAUGAUGGGCGUGGGAUGGUGGCUGUGGCAAAUGGUGAUGAAGAUUGGGGGUGACUGGUCCCUAGUUGCUCUAGAACUUCCUUCUCCAUCUGGACAUGGAGGCAGGAGGGGGUGUGCUAAACCUAGGACCAGGAUCUCUCUCUCCUGUUUUCCCAGCCUCAUCCUUAGCCCAUUUGCCCUCCAGCCCCUGGAUGGGGUGUGGGGGGUAGGGUGAGGGCUAUCCCUGUGUGGCAUGCCCAUACCCAGUGAGGCAGGGUGUGGCCCAGAGCUCUCACUUUCCCUCAGUCACCAAACUGCUGCUGGUCUGGUGGGAAUGGGUGGUGAUGUGGGGGUGGGGAGCUUAGUGUCAGCGCGGGGAGGGUGGGGGGUAUUUAUCUAUUUAUACAUGGGGUUGUAUAUAGUCUUGUGGGGCAUGGGGGAGCCGGCUGGAGGUGAGAACCCUCCCCUCUCCCCCAACCCCCGGGGAGAGCAAAUGUAAAACUACUAAUUUUUGUGCUUUAUAUAUUCUAUAUAAAUAUAUCUAUUUUCUUUUUACAAAACCAGUUUAUAAAUGGUAGGGGGGUGUGGGGCGGACACAUGGAGCUCCCCUUGUGGGGGGGCCCCCUCCACUACCCAACCUACCGCCCUUUCCUCACCCCCCCCUUUCCCACCCCCUGGCUGUGACUGCUGUAAGGUGGGGGUAUAGAGAGAAGCUGGGUGAUCCUCACCCCAGUUGUAUAGUUGGACUACGAUAUAACGCACAAAAGUAAGCUGGCCCCAGGGGGAGCCAGAGGGUGAUGGGUUCCCUGAUCUUCCUUUCCUUCCUCUUCUGCCCAAGCUUGUGCUGCAGUUAAACCUCUUCCUGGGGGGUGUAGGGUGAGGGUGUGUGAGGCCUCAGACUGCUCUCGGUAGGGAGCCGUGGGGAUGAAGAUGAAGCUUAUGUGCAGUUCUCUCCUGGGGGCUGUGGGCAAAGGGCAUUUUGUAAUUAAUAUUUCCAAGAAUCAGAUAUCUGGACUGUAGAGAUGGGCUUGAUGGUGGCACAUGAGCAGGCCUGCUGAGGGGUAGCACGAUUGCUGUUGUGAUUUUAGGUUUUUGUUUUGUUUUAAAUUUGGGGGAUUGUGGAUUGAUGGGGGGUAGGGAGAUUUUUUUUCCUGGUCUUUUUUUUUUUCCUUUCUUUUCUUUUCUUUUUUUUUUUUGAAGCUGCUUCCUCAACUGUUUCAAGCUGCAAAUGUUUAAGAGAAUGACAGCCCCCCACCCGCUCCCACAGAAACCAUUGUAAUCAGAUCAGGCAGUGGGAAGACUGGGCUGCUGGCCCCAAAGCCACGGAGCUGAAAGGUCUAGGCACUAGGUGGGGGAGAUUUGUCUCCUGUGGGUCAGGCGCUGGUUGGGGCUUGGGCCCCAGAACCGGGAACGGAGAAGGGGCAGACUUUGUAAGCAUAUGCUAGGUAUCCGAUAGUCCUGUAGAAUUUAGUGAAGAAACCUUAUACAGUUUUUAAUUUUUAUAUAAACUAUAACUCAGACCCACGCUACAAGGUUGGAAUUUUGGUUGUUGGUUUUUGUUUUGUUCUGUUUUUUUAAGUACCCCGCCUGUAUAAUCGCAUCAAAAUCCCACCCCCGUGUUUGUAUUUUGGGUUGGUUUACACUUGCACAUACUCAAUUUUCAGUUUCCCCCCUUGACCGUCUACCCUCACCUCCAGGACCCUCCCCCUUUUUAAAAAAUAAAUCGCUGACAAGUGUGAAUCCCGUGAAGAACUUUAUUUUGUGUUGUGUGUAUCCUGUACAGCAAGGUUGGUCCUUCGUAACAACGGAUGAAAUGGUUCCCUUUUUUAAAGCGCUCUCUCUUCCUCCACCCCAGCGCCCCCGUCCUUGGCAUGUUUUGUAUCAGCGAUCAUUCUGAACUGUACAUAAUUUAUGUUGCGAGAGGCAAAGGGCAAGUUUUGGAUUUUGCUUCUUCAAAGUUUGUUUUUAAACGACAAAUAAAAAAAGGACAUUUUAAAUA